UGGCAUUUUCAACAUUAAUCAUACGUCGCGUGUGCCAUGCGACAAUUUAAUUUUAAUUACAGACAAAGCGAAAACGACCCUGAACUUUGAACUGGCGCGUGAACUCGCACCGCGAAGUAAACAGCAAAGAGCAAGAAGACACAAGCAACAACACCAUCAAAUACCAACAACAUCAACAAUAUGGCCAGCAAGGGCCGCCAUCGUAAGCUGGGCCAGCGCAGCACGGAGCUCGACACAGAGGCGACAGCAGCGCUGUUGAAAUCAUCACCAAACAUAUUGGAGAACUUUGCCUACGACGACUUCCAGGCACAGGCACACGCCCAACUCAAACGGAUGGCGACGGUACCGGGACAGGUGAAGAGGCCAUCUUCGCCACGUUUCUGUGAGACGCUGGAGCGGCAUGCAUUCAUGAGGAAUGUGAUAAAUACACGGCCGGAGCCACAGCGUCGCUACUCGACGCCCGGGGAGAAGGAGGCGCAUGUGCGUCGCAGUCUGGAGGAGAUCUCCAAUGAUAUAAAAGAGAUUGAGCAAUUUGUCAGCGCCACCGAGCAGCUGAUGCAGCGCGAAAAGGAACAGGAACUGCAGGCGAUCCAAAACCGCAAACGCGACAAGGAGAACAAGACGCCCAGUCCGGCCAAGCGGAUUAGCUACAAGAUCAAUGCCUACAAAGCACCACAGCGUCGCCAGCGUCCACACAGUCCACGAUUCUUUCAUUCGAGACUCUACUUUCGCAACGGGCGCAUUGGUUGCGUGGAUGCCGAGCGAUCGGGUCAGAUCGGCAACAUUGAGAGCACCCAUGCCCUGGUCAAGCACAUACUGAAGCACGAGAAACCUCUUGUCAGUCCGGAAAGUGUGCGGCGUGUGUUGCAGCCACAAUAUGUGGAGCUAACACCACUACCGGGUGCAGUGGAGGAACCCAUAGAUCCAGUCGCUGCACGACGGGAGGCGGAAUUGCGAAGUGCUACAGGCCAAGUGCUGCUGGAGCCAACAGAGCCGGACAACAGUUCACAGCCCGUGGCGGAUGAGGAUGAACAGGAUGUGCAGAUCUGUUACAAUGAAUCACCGGAGCAGCAGAACAAUGAUCGCAAUAUGCGCACCACGCGCUCCUCCUCGCUCAAUGAGAGCGAAAUCGUUGCCGUUGUCGAGGCAGACACAAAUGUGAAUCACCGGGCCAGCAGUACCGGCAGCUUGGACUCGCAGGGUCAACAGUUUCUGCGCGAUCAGGUGCGUCAUUUGGUGCGUCGCUUUACGGCCAGGGCGAACAAGGUUAAGUCACGCAUCGAACAGCCACCGACACCGUCAUCGAGUAGCGCCAGUUCACCGACACCGCCGCCAACAGCUCAGGGUGCACUGCAUGCGAGCACGAAGAGUCUGCAUCCAUCGCCGGAGCACAAGGUGCGCCUUGUCCCAGCCGGCCAGUCACCGCAACGCGGACGUCUCUUCGAGGCGGACACACCCCGCUCAAAUGUCUGGCUCUGCUCGAGUUUGUGUGGCGCCAACAACGAUGAGAGAACCCUCGAUCCACAGGGCAAGAUCUACAUAUCGUGGCUCUGUGUUGUCUCCCUGUCGUUCCUCUACAAUGCCUGGGUCAUCCCUUUGCGUGCUUCGUUUCCAUUCCAGACCAAGGAGAACACAAACAUUUGGCUUGCCUGCGAUUUCUGUGCAGAUAUCAUUUAUCUGCUGGAUGUUGUCUUCUUCAAGCAUCGCGUCAUGUAUUUAUUCGAAGGAUUUUGGGUGAAAAACAAAAAUUUAACGCGCAAAAACUACAUGAGAAAAUUGCAGUUUAAGUUGGAUUUGCUGGCCUUGCUGCCCUUGGAGCUAUUCUAUCUGAAGUUGGGCACCGGCGCUGUUUGGCUGCGUUUUCCACGUUUCUUCAAGAUACAAAGCUUCUGGGAGGUCUUCCGUCUCUUGGAUCGAGUCAUCUCCUCGCCACACUUCGUACGUGUGGCCAAGACGCUCACCUAUAUGCUCUACAUGAUACACAUAACAGCCGCCUUGUACUACGCCUAUAGCGACUAUCAGGGCUUGGGGCAGAAUCGAUGGGUCUUCAGUGGCAAGGGACAUCCGUAUGUGCGAUGUUUUGCCUUUGCCACCAAGACGGCGACUUCAAUUGGCAAGAAUCCAAAGCCGGAACGGCAGGGCGAAUAUGUAUUCAUGACGGUCGCCUGGCUGAUGGGCGUGUUUGUGUUUGCCCUGCUCAUUGGUCAGAUCAGGGAUAUCAUUUCAACGGCGACCAGGAACAGGCAUGAGUAUCGCCAGCUUGAGGAUGAGACACUGGAAUAUAUGCGGCGCUUGAAUCUCUCGCAGGAGGUGCAGUCAAGGGUUAAGAUGUGGUUUCAAUUUACCUGGGAGCAGCAGCGCACUCUGGAUGAGUCCAACAUACUGGACGCGCUGCCCAUCAAUCUAAAGACGGACAUUGCCAUUUCGGUGCACAUACAAACCCUGUCCAAGGUGCAGCUUUUUGCGGACUGUGAGGAGGCGCUGCUUAGGGAUCUGGUGUUGAAGCUACGCGCUGUUACCUUCCUGCCCGGUGAUUUUGUGUGCCGCAAGGGCGAAGUGGGUCGGGAGAUGUACAUUGUUAAGCUGGGCCAGGUGCAGGUGAUGGGUGGACCCGGCAGCGAUGUUGUCCUCGCCACUCUCACUGAGGGUUCCGUCUUUGGUGAGAUUAGUCUGCUGGGCAUCAAUGGCGCCGAUCGACGCACUGCUGAUGUCCGCUCCAAGGGCUACUCCAAUCUCUUUGUGCUCUCCAAAUCGGAUCUGAACGAGGUCAUCGCAUACUAUCCAACUGCCCAGGCGAUACUCAAGAAACGCGCUCGUCAAUUAAUGCGCAAGAAUGCGGCCCGCGAGCGCGAGGAGGAGGAACGUGAACGCGUUCGCAGUGCCCUGCAGGCUGAUGUUGUUAUCGGCAAUCCGAAGACACCGGAGACACCACCAAAAUUGCUGCAGACUGUCAUCCAGGCGCUGCCGUAUGAAUCACCCGCCGUGGUGCUCAUCACACGUGGCUCGAAGCGGGUGCGUCGCAAGCGGCAAUCAGUCCAAAUGGAGACGAUAGUGGAGCCCACUUUGGAUGUGAUUGGCAUCGCUGAGGCAACCACCGAGCAGGCGGGUAAUCGAGACAGUCUGAUAAUGAAACCAGGUCGGGGCUCCCCGGACUUACUUUCAUCCAUUCAGCGGGAGCUGAAGCUCAUUAAUCUGACGGAUUCGGAGAAGGCAUUGAUUAUCACACAAUCGGCGAAUAAUUCGAUGGAAUGCGUGCAGGACGAUGUCUAGUCUAAUCGAAAUAUAUAUAUAUAUUAUAUGGGCUAUAUAUGUAUUAGAUCUGCGAUAUAUGUGUACAUGUUUACAUGCUUUAUGGAUCCAAAUUGUCUAACAAUAUGCUUUACUUAUUAAAAUGUAGCUAUAAAA
Molecule: messenger RNA, 3405 nt
Organism: Drosophila grimshawi
Lineage: Eukaryota; Metazoa; Arthropoda; Insecta; Diptera; Drosophilidae
Gene: CngB
Product: cGMP-gated cation channel alpha-1
Exons: 5
Coding region: 181-3270 (1029 amino acids)
Biological process (GO): monoatomic cation transmembrane transport
Cellular component (GO): plasma membrane; intracellular cyclic nucleotide activated cation channel complex
Molecular function (GO): protein-containing complex binding; cGMP binding; intracellularly cAMP-activated cation channel activity
Source: RefSeq, a predicted model, not a curated record